This is a messenger RNA of Spodoptera littoralis (African cotton leafworm), 1554 nucleotides long. The record is from the annotation of a GenBank genome assembly. Lineage: Eukaryota; Metazoa; Arthropoda; Insecta; Lepidoptera; Noctuidae.
AUGAGGACCUUUAUCAUCAUCGCGCUUCUGUCAGCACUCGCAGCCUGCUAUGGUGCUGCAGUCCUCCCCAGUGAGAAGGUGAUGUCCGAAGGUAUCACCAUUGUAUAUGACGAGGAUUCUCCCAAUGGAAGGAUUAUGUCCAGGUCGGACACAGUAGACAACUUAUUCGUUCUACUAUCUGAGUCAAGCAUAAACGUGCCAGCUAUUCCAGGCAAGAUGAGGAGUUUCAUCAUCAUCACAGUGCUGUCAGCACUCGCAGCCUGCUGUAGUGCUUCUGUACUCCCGAACGAGGAGGAGAUGAUCACCGUUGUAUACGAUGAAAACUUCCCUAAUGGAACUAUUGUUUCUAAAGAAGAACUUGAUUCCAGAUUCUCUAGAGUAGUAGCAGAAUCUUCGGGUAAGAAAGAGGAUGAUAUCCGGCUACCUCACAAAAUGAGGAGCUUCAUCGUCAUCGCAGUACUGUCAGCACUCGCAACCUGCUAUGGUGCUUCUGUCGUCCCGAGCGAGGACGAGUACAUCACCACAAUAUACGACGAAAAGUCACCCAAUGGAACGAUAGUGUCUAAUGGAGACAUUGAAUUUAGAAACGAGAGAUCUAGUAUAUUCGCUCAGUGGCAUUGUGAAGCCCCGUCUGUUGUUGGCCAGUCGCAGACGAUUACCUUAAAGUAUUUAGGUGAUUCUAGUGAAAGAAUAACAAGACGAGUUACAACUAUUUACGGACAACCUCAAAUGAGAACCUUCAUCAUCAUCACAGUGCUGUCGGCACUCGCAGCCUGCUGUAGUGCUUCUAUACUACCGAGCGAGGAGGAGAUGAUCACCGUUGUAUACGAUGACGAGUCACCCAAUGGAAGGAUUUUAUCUAAUGCAGAACUUCAUAACAGUAUAAUACCUAACAAUUUUGUCCUAUUAGCCGAGUGGAGAUGUGACGCACCGUCGAUAAACGGCCAGGUACAGCGUGUUGGCGUAAGAUAUGAUGGAGAUCCCAACGUUCAGAUAAGUCAAGUUUCUGUAACUUAUUACUCACCUGCUCCACGUAUAGACCGAAGUCCAUUGGGAAGGAAUUUCAUGGAAGUCAAUAUAACAACACCUGUGGGCAGAGAGGUCUGGUCCACUAUGAGAAGUUUCAUCAUCAUCACAGUGCUGUCAGCAUUCGCAGCCUGCUAUGGUGUCUCUGACCUCAUGAACGAGGAGGUUCAAGAACGCUACACCAUGUUGUACGACGAAAAAACACCCAAUGGAAGAAUAGUGUCUGACACAGAACUAAAUAAAAUAACUGAGGAAAUCUCAAUAUUAGCUCAAUGGUAUUGUCAAGCACCCGCUCUUCCCGACAAGCAGCAGCGUAUGAGGAGCUUCAUCAUCAUCGCGGUGCUAUCAGCACUAGCAGCCUGCUAUGGUACUCCUGUCCUCCCGAGCGCAGAAGAAACCUACCCAGAGUACAAAAUGAUACACAAGUACAAUAAGGAAGAUGAUGCUCAGAACCGGAUCACAAUGCUUAGAGAAGAAAUGAGACAUGAUAACGAUCGCCAGAAUGGAGAAGUGUUAUUAGACGUGUGA